AGAGUUAGGCGUCAAGCGAAUUUGGCCAACGACACAAAGAGCGCUACAGUCACAGCGGAUACUCUCAGUAAAAUCAACAAACUGCUGACAGAGGCGGGAGUGCAGCUCCGUCAAUCAAAGGGUGACUCUUGUCAGUCAGGUCCCCCAGGUCCCCCCGGCCCAUCAGGACCGAGGGGAGAGAAAGGAACCCGAGGAAGAAGAGGAAAGAAAGGAGAUAGAGGUAUUAUGGGAUUACCAGGAAAAAGCGGCAAGCAAGGCAAAAUGGGAACUGUAGGGCCAAAAGGCCAAGCUGGACAAAAAGGACAUAAGGGAGGCACGGGGUUCACCGGCGUGCCAGGAGCCAAAGGAGAUAGAGGCAUUAUAGGACCACCAGGAAACAGCAUCAAAGGACCUGUAGGACCAAAAGGCGAUGUUGGACCGAAAGGACAAAAAGGAGACACAGGGUUCACCGGCGUGCCGGGAGCCAAAGGAGAUAGAGGCAUUAUAGGACCACCAGGAAACAGCAUCAAAGGAUCUGUGGGACCAAAAGGCGAUGUUGGACAAAAAGGACAAAAGGGAGGCACAGGGUUCACCGGCGUGCCAGGAACCAAAGGAGAUAGAGGCGAUAUAGGACCACCAGGAAAGAGCAUCAUGGGACCUGUAGGACCAAUAGGUAAUGCUGGACCCAGAGGGCAAAAAGGAGACACAGGACCCACCGGCGUGUCAGGAGCCAAAGGAGAUAGAGGUGUUAUAGGACCACCGGGAAAGAGCGGCACAAAAGGCAUCAGGGGACUUAUAGGGCCAAAAGGCGGUAUUGGAGUCAAAGGGCAAAAAGGAGAGAAAGGGUCUGCUGGCACGCCUGGAGCUAAAGGAAACUCUGGUCAAACUACCACCGUUGUUGUACCUUGGGGUAAGUGAUAAUCUAAUUCUGUGCUAAUUUGCUCUACCAUUAGUAUAUGUCCAAUUUGGAAAUAUAUAAUUGGAUGAAAAAAAUACCGAGGACAGCCAAAAUUGGCGGCAGAGGAAUUUUUUGGAUUCAGGUAUUUCAAAAUUGGACAAGCAUGUAGUCCUUUUACUAAUUAAACGAAGUAUUGUACACUCGAACGGUUUGAAGUUGAAACAAAAUCACAUUGCAAGAUCUAAAAAAGUGUCAACUUAUUCUUUACAAGUAAACAAACGCAGAACUAGAAUUGCUCUUUCAUAGGUUGGUAUUUUGUAGUCAAGUAUAAAUUUCAAAAAGCUCCUUCAAUGAUACGGUGUUACAUGUGAAAACCGCAAUUCAUUCUUCGCGAACAAAGGAGACAAAGCAACAAUACAAAUGCUCAAUUUAAACACGAAAGCUAUUGAAAGUUAGCAUUUCAUUCAUUACCUCCAACGAUUUCCGCAGACUUUGUCCUUUUGUUGUGUAAUGCCUACAUCUAAUCACAACUAUCGGUGUUUUCUUAUUGUUGUCCAAAGUUUCAGUGCUUGUACAUUUUCAAGAAUCGUUGAUUGUUUCCAUGAAGGCAAACUUUUGUCAGUUUAAUUUGGUCUUACAUUUUCCUUUUAAAUGGCCCAGAAAAGAAGCAAAAACAAAACAGCAGCAAAACAAAACAACAUUCACAGAAACAAGAAGCCACAAGUGUACGCGGACGAACCGCCAUAAGGACUUGUCAUGGGGACUUUGCGCUGAUUGGCUAGUUUACAUUGCAUAUGGUAUUUCUAGCAUUUGAUUGACUCAGACCAGCUAUCAUAUUUUUCUUAAAUUGGACAGUUUGCCUAUAUGUAAAGGAACGUCCUAUCUGAAACUAUCCAAGUUAAUCCUUAAUUGGACAGUUAAUUAUCGGAUUAACUUACAGCUAAUAUAUAGUUAAACAAGAAAACACAAAACCAUGUUCAUAGAGUAUUUUGAAUGUGCCGCGGGCAACCAGCGCUAGGAGAGUAACCAGGUGAAAAGAGAAAGAAAGACACAACAUCAUGCACAACCCGAAAAUCAAAUAAUAGCUAUAAUCGACAGAAAUAAAUCAAAUAUUUACUUAACUUAUAACAAGAACCAAUCCUAUUCCGUUGGACGCUUGACUGCAACGAACCAGACUAACCAGAAAAUCGAGAGGAAAACGAGGGCUCGAAGACGCGCGUAGACUUGACCUCCUUCAGAAAACUCGAAUCUCGGUCCCUACGACAAUUAGACGCCUGCUUACUACAACGUUCAGCACGCCUUUCGGAACGAAAAAUGCGCCUUUCGUCCUCAGAAUUGGAAACUAAUUCAUCCAACAAAUAUUCCUUCACAGUCAACCGGCCAAACUCGCUCCUAUCAGCUAAUUUGAUAACCUUAAUACGCUUCUCCAACAAGCUGACACCUUCUUUGAUGGCUUCCUUCGCUUUCUCGUACUUAGCGCACGCCAAAGAAUCCUUCGCCUCAGUAAGCUCGUCAAGCACAAGUUGUUGAUGCUCGAACUUAGCUUUGUUGUCCUUCGACUUAAGCACUGGCUCACUGUUCUUAAGCCGCUUGGCCUUAGCAGACAAAGACGCCUCUUGCUCCGCGGAUAAAUGCGCUUAAGAGCAGUAAAGCUGGACUCGAUAACAGACGAAGGAUUGCCCACAAAUCAGCACAUGUUGGCGGAAUGGCGACUUUGAUUGCCUUCUGAACUCCUGGGUCGACGCCAGAAACUGUUGAAAUCGAAGAAGUAGAACUGCCUUCCUGUCCCUCAGAUAUACCCAAAACCGUAAACUAACUCAGAAAACCCAAGAGACUACUGGAAACUAAACGGUUCCCAAAAUGCACGGAAUACAAAUAUAUGCUAAACUUUGUAUCGAAAAUAUUGUGCUAGACUAGUCAAUGCGGACUGUCUUAGUUUACUUUAAGGCUACAUUUUUUCAAAAGAAGAAACCUUUUUGCAAUACCUCUUCGGUCAGAGUUAACAUUUUUUGUCAUUAUUCGUCAGCCGGCGAAAUCUACAUACUAAUAUCGUACCAUACCCAAGAAUACAAGUGCAUAAAAUUGUCUGGUGUUAUCAAUGUCCAAAAGAUGCAAAAAAUGAGUAAAGAAUUUUGAUCAUUUCAGAAAUAGUAGAGUAACUCUGAGUGAUGCAGUGACCCGCACUUCACGCCCGCCAUGCGCUUGCCUUUUACCCACCCAAAAAAUACAAUGAUAACGCCUGUUCUACUUGCUAAUUUGAAAAGGAAGUAAUAAGAAAUAAACCUUUUGACAAACGUUAAGACGUAAGCGACCUUCUUCUCAGGAAUGAACGGUUCAUCUAAGAAUUUUGUCACAAGGCCUUACCAUUACCCUUUUGUCCAGAUUUUUGCCUUUCGGAGUAAACCAGCCAAGAAAACGGCAAUAAUCUGUGUAUGGAAGAUUUCAGAAAUUUUUCAGAGCUUUUUUUAAACCAAAGAAAGGAAUCAAACGCUGUCAAUAUGGGUAGAAAGUGCUCGUUCCCGAAAUUCGAGCCAUGUCCAUCCCUGGCCAUGAAAUCCAGAGUUUCUUCACUUCUUCACUUAGUUCCACACUUCUCAGAGCUGUUGAAGUGUGGAAAAAUCUGACAAAGUCAGGAUGAAGUCGCCCUCUUACACCCUAUCACAAAAUCCCUCAUCUUCCUUAAGUUAAAUCUACACUUCUCAGAGGUUUGGAAGUGUGAACACGUCUGACGAACUGGGUUUAAUGUCGCACUUUCCCCAAGUCAUUAACCCCUUCUAUUCUUUUAACUUAGCCCCACUUGUAUGCUACAUUAAGAAUAACAAGCGGUUCAUAACUAGGCGGAAAGCGUGACAUUACGGCAUAACUUUGUCAGGCUUAACCGCACUUCCAUUCUUGUAAGUAGUGAACAAUUAGUGGCUGGGGGAAAAAGAGCCACUUUAUCCUGACUUUUAAGGACUGGUUGUUUACCAUUUACAAAAAUUUUCCGGGAAACCCGGUUGGAAAGUAAAUAAAGCGCGACUUUUUGGGUCUUCCCAACGGAAAAUUUCCGGGAGAAACGGAACAUCUGAAAAGGUAGUCCUGUUUUUCCGGAUGGAAUAUUCCAAACGGAAAUUCGUGUUUCAUUUCUUCAAAGCCAUCUUUAAUACCAGUUUCAGACCUUCGCGGCCGUUUUCCGGUAAAUGGAACUGAUUUAUACAUAUGGUAAACGCGAUUCCGGGACGAAAUUUACCAGUCCUGAACUUUGCGAACCAUUGACCCAAACCGAGAACCGACCGGUUUGCCCAUGUAAAUGGUAAACAACCACUAUUUCACACUCCCACAGCUCUGAGCAGUUUGGAACUAAGUAAACAAUUACAAGGGGGUUCACCACUAAAGGAAAAGUGCAACCUUCUCCUUUAAGUUGGUCAGACUAUAUUCCACCGGACCUUCAGCGCUCUUAAAAGUGUAGAUCUAACUAAAGAAUUACAAGGAGUUCGUAAGAGGGGGAUAAUUGCAACUUUGUCCCGACUCUGUCAGACUUCUCCACAUUUCUGCAAACAUGAGAAGUGUGGAACUAAGUAAAGAAUAAGAAAGGGUUCGUAUCUACAAUAUCUUCAGUUUUUCAUACUUUUUCACACUUCCACUACUCUGAAAAACGUGGAACUAAGUAAAGAAUAACAAGGGGAUCUUGUGGCCAGCGCUGGACUUCUGUGGAGCCAAGAAAAGUGGCCUUACCAUUCUCCUUCUGUCCAGAUUUUUGCCUUUUUUGUAAACCACCCAGGAAAACGACAAAUAUCUGUGUAUGAAAGAUUUCAGAAAUUUUUCCGAGUUUUGUGAAACCAAAGCAAGGAAUCAAUCGCUGUCAAUAUGGGUAGAAAAAUGCUUGUUCCUGAAAAUUCGUCGAAAAUCCACAGUCGACAAAAUUUCCAGAAACACAUUUCAAAGGGAACUGAAGGUAAUUUCCUCGUUUUGCACCGCGCAUCACCUAGUGCGCAUAAUGUUGCAACUUCAAAAGGAGCGAUGAUUUUCACCUGUCGCCUAAAAAGAGGUACUAACUUUGCCCCCUUUUCUAAUGCUAAUUCUCUUCAUAGCAAUAUUGAUAAUUCUACCCGGCUAAAAAAGUGUUUGUCUUUAAACUUGCCCCAGUCUUCUCGCUCAAAAUGAUUAUUUAAAGUCGAAAUAGUCCUGUUGUUGUCGUUUUGCGAUGAAACGAGAACGGUGAGCCCCCUUUUUUAUUUGUGUUUUUUACCUUUUACGGCUACAAAAAAUACAUAUAUAUUCAGGAGAAAAAUCUGGGUAGUAGAAGUUGUAUUUUUUUAGAUAUGGAUGACGCGAAUUUCCGUAUUUAGAGGAGGGUCUCAAAGGGGUUAACCGAUAGGCGUAAAACGGCCAAAAAUUUAGUUGAUAGCCGUAAAAAUGGAAAAAUUUUAACCGUUAGCCGUAAAUAGGGUAAAAAAGAGUUAACCGUAAAAGAAAUUUUUCCCUAGAUUUGCUACUUUUAAGGAAGGUACUAAACUCACUUAUGGUUGCUUUUUUUAUUUCUCGGCUAGUGUGGCUCCGUACGCACGUUAGGUAAAACGCUUUUUAGGUGUCGGCCAAGACCCUGGUUCUAUUUCCCCCGCUGUCGGGGAACUAUUUUUUUUUCCAUAGCGAAAGUGUGGCUUCUUGCUGGGGAUUAAUAUUCGCGAUUUUCAGGAGGUCGUACCAUCGAAACAUUAUUGAACAACACGCAGAGAUCUCACUGUUUGUAAAACACGUUGCCGAUAAACAACAUUUCCCUGUGUUUCUCUAACGCUACGGUAGACAUUGCCAUGCCUAGUCCCUGUACGGCGUCUUCCCACGCAAUCUCGGUCAAGGCAUUUCGGUGGCGAACUCGCUCGGACCACGUGACCCGAAACGAAUUAGCCGCGCGAAAUAAUGAGGCCUACGGACAAGGCAACGGCUGACGGUUGUUCCGUACAGUCCUUCGCUAUCAUUAAAAACACUGGACACGGGAAUUUUGUUAUUGGCCGUUUUCAGACUAGAGCUAGAAACGGAUUAGCCGUCUGAGACUAGCCUGUUUACAGUCGCCCCCUUCCCGAUUUUUUUCUGAGGGGAGGGGGCGGCUGUACACAGGCUAUCUGGAACGGAUAAUCCCGUCUUCAAACUGUCCGUCGAAAUUGAAGGAUAAAGUCCGGCGGAUUUUUCAUUCAAAAUUAAAACUAUUCCAUUUUCAAAUUAAGACGUAUUACCUAUCUGACGCGAAUCAUCAAACGGAUAACCCGUCUCACACGAAUAAUCCGUCUCUAGUGUGAAACGGCCAUUUCUGUUGAAAUGAAUGUCGCGCCCAGGCCUUGAGUUGGGUGUUCGCGUGUGUGCUUUGCUUUUUCACAAAGAUUAUUUUUAAAUUGACUAUUGACAUUUCUAUGUGUAAAUUAAUAUUAGAAGUGGAAUACUUUUUAUAAAAAGUAUGAUCUAUCAAAUGUUAAAAUUUUUCAAAAGAAUAGCUUAUUUCAUCCCGAGAUGAUCUUAAGACCUUUAUUUUGCUUUACAGAAACAAAAAAUACAGGUUAAUUAAUAUUUAACUUUUUGAAACAAAAGAAGUUAAUUUUUAACUUUUUUGUUAACCGUAACUGAAAAAAAUUAGCCGAUAGCCGUAAAAGAGCCAAAAUUUUAGCCGAUAACCGUAAAUGCCACCACCCCAUUGAGACCAUCUUAGGGCCACAGAACUCUCUUGAUUUAUAUAUUCUCAUUUUGGAUAAUCUUUUGAUCGUUCGGCUGAGUCCGUGUCUGGUAAAGUAAGCUUUUGUUGGCGUUCUUUUUAUCUUGAUACUUGUUUAACUUUUGCUCCUGAUCGAAUUUAAUUACUGUUUAUUAUUAAUUUUUUUUUUAAUUAUUACUAUUAUUAUCCUCAUUAUACACAGCUUCUGGAUGGCUCGCUUGCUGGUGUCUUCCUUAAACAUCAAGUCACCGCCCGUGACCUUAGGUGUCCAAGACGUUGCGAAGGAUUCGGGCUGUACCCAGUAAGCACGCUCUUAGCAAUGAUUCCAAACGACAUGUGACACCAAUCUCUGCUAACCACUUUUCUAUAUCGUUCGAGACAGUUCCUAAUGCACCAAUUAUGAUUAGCACCACAGAUAACUCUGCUCAAUUUCCAGAUCCGUUUCAACUCCCGCUUCAGGUCUUGGUAGUUCUCAAUUUCUCUUUCCACCGCACUACAUUUGAUUGCUUGGACCAUUUUCCCACCAUUCAGUUAAGACUUUAAUAUUUUUUGUACACGAAGGAAUAUUCCGUCUCAAUUCUUCUUUUCAUCUCGGUGUGUUUGAUUUCGUCUUCUCCAAGUGUUUAUAAUCAUCGACAUCACCAUCGUUACAGGAGAGGAGAGAAGAGGUUGUCCGCUAUAGUAAGAAGUGAUUCCAUUUGCUUUAAUUGAAAUGGAUGGAUGAAAAUUGAUCGCUCUUUUUGAUAUACAAAUCCUGUCCAGUGACAUACAAAUCAUGUCAAAAAAAGACAGCCUGUAAACCACUAAGCUAAAACUUAUGUCAUGUUAGGCCCCUUUCAAACGUGGAAUUUCAUAUGAGUGCCGAACACCUAUUUUAGUAGAUGAAAGUAUAAAUCAGGCAGUUGACUCAGACGUCGGAUAUGAUGGUGCCGAAUUUAACUCAGUUUGUCGUAAAUAUUCCUAGUCUCUAGACUGAUGCCUUUUUAUAGUCCACCCAUACCAUUCUAAGGCCUGUUUUUCUCCUUGUUAUUAUUAUUAUCAUUAUUAUCAUUAUGUCCAUUCCUUCUAGACUCAGGCAGGAUGUUCAGUAACGGGUGUUAUUAUUAUUAUUAUUACAAGUGAUACCGGUAAAAGCAAAUUAUAGUUAUUUUACACUAUAUAAAGCUUCGAGUUUAAACCCUAACAUAAUUUGAUCAAAAAGGGUUAGCUUUUUCGUCUUUCUUCGGUGCCGCAUAUUUAUACCACGAAGUCACGGUUCGAGGUUGUUCGCUGUAGUAAGAAGCUAUUCCAUUUGCUUUUAUUGAAAUGGAUGGAUGAAAAUUGAUUGCUCUUUUUGAUACAAAAAUCAUGUCCAGUGACAUACAAAUCAUGUCAAAGAGAAAGUAAAAUUAAAUAUUUAACUGAUGGAAGCUAGACGUAAAGCUCACAAUAAACCCAUUAAUACUCUUUCAGGCUUGGUCCAUGCCGGGGAAGGUUUAAGAAAUUUAUGAACUAUCUAUCGCGCGGCUACCGACUGAACGGUUCUUUCUGGAUGUAAAACUCCCCAAUUUCUCUCUAUUCUUCUACCAAUUCAAACAUGAUACCCAAUCCUGAAGGUGAAGUCCGGGAGGGAAAAAUAUACCAAUUCUAUCAAAUAUUGGGUCGAAAAUAUUCUUUGGCUUAGGACAGCUGGGACACCUGGGAAAGCUGGGACACCUGGGACAUCUGGGACACUUAAGAUACCUGGGACAACUGGGACACAUGGGACACCUGGGACAGCUGGGACACCUAAGACGCAUGGGACCCAUGAGACAACUGGGACACUUGGGAAGGCUGGGUCACGUGGGACACCUGGGACACUUGAGACACCUGGGACACCUGGGACAUUCGGGGCAGCUGGGACACUUGGGACACCUGGGACAUCUGGGACACUUGGGAAGGCUGGGUCACGUGGGACACCUGGAACACUUGGGACACCUUGGACACCUAAGACACUUGGGACACAGGAGACACCUGGGACACUUGGGACUUCUGGGACACUUGGGACACCUGAGACAGCUCGGACACUUGGGAAGGCUGGGUCACAUGGCACGCCUGGGACACUUGGGACACAGGAGACACCUGGGACACUUGGGACACCUGGAUGCAGUUUGAACGGAAAGCUUUUUUCUCUGAGACAGCAAAAUUCAGUGAUAAUGAUAAUGGUGACAGAGAAUUCCAAUCACAGAUUUCAAUUAUCUCAGAAAAGUAUCAAAUCUAGGACGAAAUAGUUAUCUUUAAUUAACAUCAACGGGAAAGGAAAGGGGUAUUAUUAAUUUCUUUAAAAUAGCUAGUCAUUCUCCAUUUUAGGUCAAGACUGCUUAUCACUGUUUGAGUCAGGCCAUAAUCAAAGUGGGGUGUACUCUGUGAACCCGGAUGGUAAAGGAUCCUUCAAUGUAUAUUGUGACAUGCGCACUGAUGGUGGAGGAUGGACCGUGUUCCAGAGAAGACAAGAUGGCUCAGUGGACUUCUAUCGCGGUUGGAAAGAUUACAAAUCAGGCUUUGGUCAGCUGACAGCUGAGUUCUGGUUGGGAAACGACAAGAUCCACAGACUGACAGCCGCUAGACCAAGCUCUCUACGAGUGGACCUGGAAAAAUUGAAGAGAGUAAAAGUGCAUGCCAAAUAUGGGAAGUUCAAGAUUGGUAAUGAGCAGACGAAAUAUCGACUUGAAGUGGGUUCAAAAUCAGGGACGGCGGUAGAUUCGUUAGCAUAUCAUAAUAACAUGGCGUUUAGCACCAAAGACAGAGAUAAUGACGCAGGGAGUAGUAACUGUGCUGUUACAUACACUGGUGCCUGGUGGUACAACUACUGCCACGAAACCAAUCUAAACGGCAAAUACGGAUUCCAGUCAUGGUUAUACUUAAGUUCUCUAAAAUUCUCUGAGAUGAAGUUGAAGCCGUCAUCAUAA
Messenger RNA from Porites lobata, 9484 nucleotides. Lineage: Eukaryota; Metazoa; Cnidaria; Anthozoa; Scleractinia; Poritidae. The record is from the annotation of a GenBank genome assembly.